AUGAAACCUCAAAGAAAAGAAUAUAAUAUGAAGAAUAACCAUAAUCAUAAUCAUAAUCAUAACAAUAGUCAUUAUCAUUAUCAAUCAAAAUCAAACUCCAACAAUAUCAAUGCUGAUUCCAAUGCUAAUUCCAAUUCUAAUUCCAAUGCUAAUUCUAAUUCUAAUUCAACAACAACAACAACAACAAUUAUGAAUAAUAGAAAAUCCAUAAAAAAAUAUCGAUCAAUAGCUACACAAACAUUACCUAAUAAUUUAUCAUCAUUACAAUCAAAUAAUAAUAACAAAAAUGAUGAUGAUUCUCAAUAUAUUGAUAAUACUAAUGAAUAUUCAAAUUAUUAUUAUUAUUAUCAUUAUUACUAUUAUCCAUUAUUAAAUGACUUAUUUAUACAAUUUGAAUAUGGAAAUCCUGAUCUUGAAUAUCUUGAUCAAUAUAUUAAAAACAAAAUGAAAUAA
This is a messenger RNA of Candida dubliniensis CD36, 453 nucleotides long. RefSeq lists its product as uncharacterized. The transcript has a single exon. Lineage: Eukaryota; Fungi; Ascomycota; Pichiomycetes; Serinales; Debaryomycetaceae. Bases 1 to 453 code for a protein of 150 amino acids. The record is from RefSeq and is a predicted model, not a curated record.